Messenger RNA from Podarcis muralis (Common wall lizard), 430 nucleotides. The record is from RefSeq and is a predicted model, not a curated record. Lineage: Eukaryota; Metazoa; Chordata; Lepidosauria; Squamata; Lacertidae.
CUGAGUCAGGCAGAGGAGAGGAAGCAGGCGGAGCAGCAGGGAAAGGAACUGUUUGCAGACAAGGGCUUGGAUUCCUCAGAGAGGACUCUGUGGGAAACCAGAGAGAGGCUGUUGGGUGACCAAAUGAUGCCAUCAAGACAUGCUCCUCCAUCUUUUCAUGGUGCUGGAGGGGAAGCAGCGGCUGUGGAACCAGAUCAAGGUCCAGUGUGCUUUGAAGAUGUUGCUGUUCAUUUCACAGAUGAGGAAUGGGUGUUGCUGGAUCCUGACCAGAGAGCUCUGCAUAAGGAAGUCAUGGAGGAGAAUCGUGAGGUCAUGGACUCUCUCAGUAAGACUCCCUCUUGCUUCAUAAUUUCUGUUUUGAUAUUGAGUAUUGUGACAAACCUCCAGUAAUUGGAUGGAGCUCAACAGCACCAUCUACAGCAUCAAGGAU